AUGGGUUCCACCACAGAUAGUUCUGUCAGUUAUUACCUAUACCAGCCCAGCCAUGUACUACCAGCUGUCUUUGCAGCGGUAGUGGGCAUAUCAAUGCUGUUGCAUGUAUUCCAGAAUUUGUUCUGGCGCGUCACUUUCUUCGUUACAUGGGGAGGAAUUCUCUUCACAACCGGUUGGAUCCUGCGCUGCAUAUCCAGCUACCAUCCUGGCAACAUGAACCUUUACAUCGCACAAUCCGUCUUCAUCUACCUCGCACCACCAGUUUACUCCGCCGCCGCAUACAAUCUCGUCGGCCGACUGAUGAACUACGUCCCCAUGCACGCCGUUCUCAACCCAAACCGCGUCCUGAUCUUCUUCGUCUACGUCGGUGCCGCAGUCGAAAGCAUCACAGUCGCAGGUGCAGCAAAGAACGCCGCAGCUGGCUCAGAUCUAAGCCAAUAUAAAUCCGGUGGCAUACUUAUUGCCGCUGGUCUUAUCCUUCAGGCAGUGGUGGAAUGCCUCGUCGUCGCAAUCGUCGUGACGUUCCACGUCCGUGCCGCCCGAGCAGGCCCCGUCCCUCGAAACGUGAAAACAGUUUGCUUCACUCUAUAUGGGACAUCGACCUUUGUUCUGCUCCGUUGUAUUUUCCGUGCCGUUGAAGCGUUCGAAAUGUUUCAGAAUAUCGGCUGCAGUGAGAACUGUGGACCUAUCCUCAGUAAUGAGUGGUAUCUUUAUGCCUUCGAGCUGGGACCAAUGUUGAUCUUCACCUAUUGGCUUAAUCUCUUGCAUCCUGGUCGCUAUUUGCCAAGGGAGAAAUGCAGAUAUCUCGAUAUGGAUAAGUCUACUGAGCGUCACGGGCCUGGUUGGAUUGAUAACCGGUCGUCGUGGGCGACUAUCGUUGACCCGCUUGAUCUGGAGGGUAUGAGGAAAGGCCAGCCUUCGCAUGAUACGUAUUGGUUGAGACCAGAGGAGUUCCCGGUUUGUCAGGAUGGUAGCUUUGCAGAUGGGACUGCUUCGAAUAAGAAAUCUGGCUCCCGGAGUAGAAGGUACAGAGGGGUGAAUUCUAAGGGAGCUGAGGUCUAG
Penicillium angulare is the source of this 1062-nucleotide messenger RNA. RefSeq lists its product as uncharacterized. The transcript has 2 exons. The record is from RefSeq and is a predicted model, not a curated record. Bases 1 to 1062 code for a protein of 353 amino acids. Gene Ontology annotation, cellular component: membrane. NCBI's taxonomy places the organism in Eukaryota, Fungi, Ascomycota, Eurotiomycetes, Eurotiales, Aspergillaceae.